UAAUAAAUCUCUUUGAAAAAAUUCAGACACAGAAUUGUCAAUUUAUACCCCAAUUUUUUCUCUCGAUUUGUUCCUGGCUCAUAAGAAUAAUUUAAAAUGAUAGUGUUGAAAGGUCUUGCAAGAACCCCAGCAAAUCUCAGUUCCAUCUACAGAUAUUCAAGAUGUUAUGCUACUGCUGCUUCUGAUAGUUCAUCCUCUUCAUCAUCUUCAAUUCCUCAGAAUGAUGACAGUUCGAAAUAUAAAACUGCCACGAAAGCUAAAACUACUACAAGAACUUAUAAAAGAAAGAUAACAAUGCCAACUGUUCCAUCAGGUUUAAGCUCUCUUGAUGAUUUGCCUCUGAAUUCGGCUUCAACAUUGACUAAAAAAACUUAUUUGCUGAAAAGCAAUAGUUUAAAGGAUUCUGCAAAUUCAAGUAUCCCCGAUUUUCCUCCAGAUUCUCCUACAAAUAAUAACAUACCUGAGUUUCCCGAUUCUUCAGUAGCUGAUGAAUCAAAUAUAAAUAGUAUUCCUUUUUCUUCCAACAGUGCUAAUUCUAACACUACUUCAGCUUCAACGUACACCAAUAAUUCCUUUUUAUCUUCUCCGUCCUCUUCCUCUUCUACUUCCAAUAACUUUGACACUACCUUUGAAGGAAUUGGUCAAAAAAAAUUUGACGACAAAACCUGUGAAGCUUUAUUAAAAGAGCUUGAUCCUAUUGAUAUUGAAAUCAAGCCAGACGGAAUUCUUUAUUUGCCCGAAAUCAAAUACCGUAGAAUAUUAAAUAGAGCUUUUGGUCCAGGAAACUGGGGUUUGGUUCCAAGAGACUCAUUGACAAUUACUGAUAAAUACGUUUCAAGAGAAUUUGGUUUGAUUUGUGAAAAUAGAUUAGUGAGUAUAGCAAGAGGCGAACAAAUAUUUUUCAAUCAGGAUGGUAUACCAACCGCCAUUGAGGGAUGCAAGAGUAAUGCAUUGAUGAGAUGCUGUAAAGAUUUGGGUAUUGCAAGUGAAUUAUGGGAUCCAAGGUUUAUUAGAAAUUUCAAGAAACAAUACUGUGAAGAGAAAUUUGCUGAACAUGUAGUUACUAAGAAAAAGAAGAAGUUAUGGAGACGUAAAGAUACUGAUUUCACAUAUCCAUAUAAACAAACUUAGUUUUUUCAAUAAGUUUGUAUUUUGUAAAUAAUUUAAUAGAUAAUUAAUUAAGUGGUUAAAUGUAUAAUAAUUCAUCAUAGUAGAGUAGAAUUGAGCAGAGCAGAGCAGA
Messenger RNA from Ascoidea rubescens DSM 1968, 1240 nucleotides. Its product is annotated as mitochondrial genome maintenance protein MGM101. Bases 97 to 1131 code for a protein of 344 amino acids. Gene Ontology annotation, molecular function: single-stranded DNA binding. The transcript has a single exon. The record is from RefSeq and is a predicted model, not a curated record. Gene Ontology annotation, cellular component: mitochondrial nucleoid; mitochondrial chromosome. Gene Ontology annotation, biological process: recombinational repair; interstrand cross-link repair. Lineage: Eukaryota; Fungi; Ascomycota; Saccharomycetes; Ascoideales; Ascoideaceae.